GAAUAUAUCAGAACAUUUUGUCAGCGCUUCGAUGAUUUCCCGGAAUACGCACCUUUCGCCCUAGGAAUCGAGAAGCCUUGUCCCGGGUUCGCUCAAGGCUUCAGAUUGGAAGCAUACCCGUGCAUGAACAUUGAAUACGUAUCUGCCGCUGUAUGUCUUGUUCGCGAUCAUGCUUCGCUUGUUCACCCACACCUCGCUGGCGAUUUUACAUCUGGAGAUGUCAAUGAUUUAGAGGCAGUCAGCGCACGCCAUGGUGCGGCACUCGUCUACAUGAGGAAUCUGGCUCUCGCUCACAUUAGAGCAGAAAUCUUGGAAGACAUGGCAGGAAUCAUGACUUUUACCACGAACGGCACGUAUAUCAACUUCUUUGCGCACUAUGCGUCCACCUCUGCUGAGGGUAGGCUGGAAUAUCACCAAUACCCUAUUGCAUCGGUGAAUCUGAUGGGCUCUUAUUUUGAGUUUAUUCAGGGCGUCACCAUGCUCCGGAAUUGUCAGGAUCAUGCCCUUUUUAUUGCCACUCAUCUCAGAGACGAUUUGGAGAAAUAUCAUAUGAGAAAU
Molecule: messenger RNA, 558 nt
Organism: Trichoderma virens Gv29-8
Lineage: Eukaryota; Fungi; Ascomycota; Sordariomycetes; Hypocreales; Hypocreaceae
Exons: 1
Source: RefSeq, a predicted model, not a curated record